AGAAGACAAAUUAUUUAUUAACUUUGUAUAUUAUUUCGAAGUCGUAUAUUUUAAUGAAAUUUUAAAAUCAUACGUUGAAACGAUAAGCAAGGUGAUUAGAUGAUCUUAAUGAUAUGAUGUGAAACGUAAGCAAAGAAGAAAGUUCGAAGACACUGUGCGGGGGAGAGAGAGAGAGAGAAAGAAAGACCAGUGCCAUCCCUCGGAUCAGGAAGCAUUUUCCAAGGCCACGUGGACCACGUUGGGAGCCCUACAAAAUAUGUGCCAGUAUGUCCGAGAGAGGCAUGCAAGAAGCAGCUUGCGAGGAGGAGAUCGAGAAACAAGCUUCUCUUUACGUAUUCCCGGGUGUAUCUCGUCAACAACAACAACAACAGCAGCAACAGCAACAACAGCAACAACAACAACAACUUCCAGGGAGUACCACGAUAUCAUCCCUUCAAGUUACACCGUCAUCGGCACCAAUAUUUGGUUCUAUGAGAAACAACGAUGUCGGGGAGAUCAAGGAUAUCGAAGAUCUUUCAUCUCGUUCAAGAAGAAGACCUUAUUCGAAGACCCAUGCGAGAUCUGCCAGUCAUGGUGGUGUUCUGGCAAGUUCGAGCGUUACAUCAAACUCGUUACCUUAUCAAACGCCUUGGCAAACUGGUGGAUCGUAUUUAGGACCUUUACCAUCAAUAACUGGACCGAUUCGUCCCUCGGCAUUGAAAAAACCAGGACAUCAAAGAGCUUUCAGUCAAGGACAGGUGGUAGAUGUUCAAAACAGUCAACUUCCUGUUACUGGACACAGUCGAGUUGGCUCGAGAACAGAUUUCAUUUUACCACCUGGACACAGAGAGGAAUCUCGGCCUUCAACAGCUGGGAAAGUGCCCUCCUUUCGUGGACACUCCAGACAAGCCUCCAGAUCGGAAUCAAUCUACACAAUAAGACGUAGCGCGGCUCCACCAUUGUGGAGAAGAAUUUGGGCACGUUGUUUUGGACCUUUACCUGAGGAACCUCGAUUAAGGACGAUCGUACCUAAUCAUUUGGUACCACCUAAAACUCCCAAGAGUCAGCAUCCAAAUGGUGCAAGAGUAGACAAUAGGGUACGCACAACGAAGUAUACGACCCUGAGCUUCCUACCACGUAACUUGUUGGAACAGUUUCACCGUGUUGCUAAUUUAUACUUCAUAUUAAUCGUCCUACUUAAUUGGGUACCGGCUAUCAAUGCCUUUGGAAAGGAAGUGGCAAUGAUUCCAGUGGUAUUUGUAUUGGGUGUUACAGCCUUGAAAGAUUUUUUCGAAGAUAGAAGAAGAUUGGCCAGUGAUCGUAGAGUCAACAAUUCCACCUGUCGAGUUUACGUUGGGGAAGGAGGUAGAUACAUGCAGGUGGCAUGGAAGGACGUAAAGGUCGGUGACCUGGUACACCUUUCAAACAACGAAGUAGUCCCAGCAGAUCUUUUACUUCUUCGUAGCAGUGAUCCUCAGGGUUUAGCUUAUCUCGAUACCUGUAAUUUAGACGGUGAAACGAAUUUGAAACAACGACAAGUAGUUCGUGGUUUUUACGAAUUGCAGGAUACAUUUCAACCUGCUAAAUUUCGUUCUAUGGUAGAAGUUGAUCAACCUAGUACUAGGAUAUACAGAUUUCAUGGUGCUGUCGUUCAUCCAAAUGGUGGCAGAGUACCAGUUUCAACGGAGAAUUUAUUACUCAGGGAAUGUUUAUUAAAAAAUACGGAUUUUAUCGAAGGUAUUGUGGUCUAUGCUGGACAUGAGACCAAAGCAAUGCUAAAUAAUGGUGGGCCUAGAUACAAACGUUCUCGUUUGGAAAAAAGGAUGAACUGCGACAUCAUUUGGUGCGUGGCAAUCCUGUUAAUACUUUGCGUGAUUGGUGCAAUUGGUUGUCGAUUAUGGUUGUCAUCAUUUUCAUCGAAACUUUUUAUCCCUUUUCUUCCCCUGUUACAAGAACCCAAUAUCGAGGGUAUGAUAACAUUUUGUACGUUUGUUAUAAUACUUCAAGUUAUGAUACCUCUGAGUUUGUACGUAACCAUCGAGAUGGCCAAAGUCGGACAGAUUUAUCAUAUCGGACGCGACAACUUUUUGUACGACAAGGAAACCGAUCGGAGAGCUGAAUGCCGUGCCUUGAAUAUCACCGAAGAGUUGGGUCAAGUUCAAUAUAUAUUUUCGGACAAGACUGGUACAUUAACGGAGAACAAGAUGUUGUUCAGAAAGUGUGCGGUUGGUGGGCAAGAUUAUGCUCAUGAAGGGGACGGUGAAAAUAUGAUGCCUUGUCCAAGAUUAAAAGAGGAUUUACUCAUUGGUACUUUUAGGCAUCGUUUGCAAGAGUUCCUUAUUGUAUUGGCAACUUGCAACACCGUUGUGGUUAAUUCACAACCACAUCAUGAUAUUAUGAACUCAAGUGGUAUUAUAGAGAAACCACAAAAAAAUGGAAGCGGACCAACUAGGUACGAGAGAUUAUCCGAGUCUAGAAGUGUGACACCUUCGCCAUCGCCAUCGAUACCACCCUUGCCAGUAUCAUCAACACCACCCCCAAGUAUUGCGGAAGACAACAACCCUUCACCGAUCUCAUCGAUCAUCGAUUCAGCGGCUGUUCUUAACGAUACACCUAAAUUAAAAACUAAAGUAACUAGGCCAAAGUUGUUGAACAUAAGUUCGAUACCGAGUAUAGGUUUGGGUUUGUUGUCGAGAAGACAAUCACCAAACGGUGGACAGAAAAGGCGUAAUAUAUUGAGUCCAAUCUUUGAUAUGAGUGGAAGGUCUGUUGAACAACUGACACCAACACCGGCUAUCUACGAAGCUGAAAGUCCUGACGAGUUGGCUUUGGUUAACGCUGCUAGAGCUUACGAUGUCAAACUUCUCAAACGUACACCUCGUAAUGCUAUUAUUUCACUGCCAGACAAAUCUAUUCUCACUUACGAGAUUUUAUAUGUUCUGCCUUUUGACUCCAGCAGAAAGUGUAUGUCAGUUGUAGUACGUCAUCCGUUAACCAGUGAAAUUAUUUUGUACAGCAAAGGAGCCGAUACAACGGUGUUAGCGUCGUUGAUAUCGAGUGACGAAAAUUCAAUGACGUCGGCUAAAAUUAGACAGCAAUUAAAUUCGUACGCUCGUCAAGGUCUUCGUACAUUGGUCAUGGCAAGAAGAUCGUUGACUCAACAGGAAUACGAAACUUGGCGUAAAAAACAUUUGGAAGCCGAAUUGGCAACCGAAAAUCGCGAACGUCGUAUUCGAGAUUCUUACGCGAGCUUGGAAAAUCAUAUGACGUUACUUGGAGCAACUGGGAUCGAAGAUAAAUUGCAAUCAGGUGUUCCAGAAACUAUCGCUGCUUUGGUCAACGCUGGAAUCGUUCUUUGGGUUCUAACAGGUGAUAAACCAGAAACAGCAGUAAACGUUGCUUACUCGGCUCGUUUAUUUUCGCCAGCUAUGCAACUGUUGCAAUUGCAAACGAGAUCUAAAUCGGUCGCGGAAACUUUGAUUCACGGAUAUUUGGAAUCAGCUAAAAAGGAUAAUGUUUUAAGUGGAGGAGUUCAUAAUCGUACCGAGGAUGGUAUAAUGAUGUACGGAUACGAAGUUGCAGAAAGGGAUGCACAUAUGAUAGGUAGUCCAUGGCCAAGGAAACGUGCACUAGUAGUUGAUGGCAAAACGUUGACCGUCAUACUUGACCCAAGAUCUGGUUUAACUGGUCCGUUCCUUGAAUUAACAAGAACCUGUUCCAGUGUACUCGCUUGUCGAGCUACGCCUCUUCAAAAGGCUUAUAUAGUGCGUAUAGUGAAGGAACAACUAGGAAUGAGAACAUUGGCUAUCGGUGAUGGUGCUAAUGACGUGAGCAUGAUACAAACAGCCGAUGUUGGUGUUGGUAUCUCUGGUCAGGAAGGUACACAAGCUGUCAUGGCUGCUGAUUUCGCUAUUUGCAAAUUUUCCAUGCUCAAUAGACUUUUACUCUUGCACGGGCAUUGGUGUUACGAUAGAUUGUCGAGAAUGAUAUUGUAUUUUUUUUAUAAAAAUGCUACUUUCGUAUUUCUCAUCUUCUGGUUUCAGUUUUACUGCGGUUUCUCUGGCGCUGUAAUGAUAGAUCAAAUUUAUCUGAUGCUAUACAACCUGUUGUUCACAUCGCUACCUCCACUUGUAUUAGGUGUAUACGAUCGUAUAACCACACCAGAUGUUUUACUUUCUAAUCCAGAACUUUAUAAAAGGGGAAGACUGGGUUUAGUUUAUCGACCUUUUUCCUUUUGGAUCACCAUGGCCGAUGCCUUUUACGAGAGUAUCGUCAUAUUUUUUAUCAUCUUCUUGACUUAUUACGAUUCGACCAUCGAUAUUUGGGAAUUUGGAACAACCAUAACUACGGCAUGCAUUUUUUCAAUGCUUUUACAUGCAUCUAUCGAAACGAGAUCAUGGACGAUAAUUCACGUGGUUGCUAUAAUGGGAUCACUUUUCACCUUUAUGGGAUUCUGUUUAAUAUACAAUGCAGUUUGUGUAAAUUGCAUGGGAUUACCAGGUUCAUAUUGGGUUAUGGAAAUGGCAAUGACAAGGCAUACUUAUUGGCUUUCUGUGAUAUUAACAUCAGUUCUAACUGCAUUACCGAGAUUGACGUACAAAAGUGCAAGAUCGACAUUGGUACCUGAUAUGAUACAACGUGCAACUGUUGCGGUUUCGAAAACUCAGGGACGUCGACAGCGAAUCGCUGGAAGAGCCAAUUCCAGUUUUAUAACAGGUUGGUCACGUUCGAGUCAACAAAACACUACCAGACCAAGAAGUUACGGGAAUCCAAACGAAGCAUUGACAACCAUCGUUGCGUGACAGCACAUUACAAAUGGAACCAAGAAGACGAAGACUGCUUAUCGCCUUAGGUCGAUAAUACUGCCAAGACCUAGAUUUUUCUUAAUUAUCAUCGACGUUGAUUUUUCAAAAUGGCGACAUAUUUCAAAUAAUAACGUCGCAUCUUACGUUGUUGUAGAUUCAAAUUAACAAAUUACUUAUCUGUCGUUGCUGUCAAAACGUUUAACAGCUUUUCCUGUUGUUGUUGUUGUUGUUGUUGUUGUUGUCGUUGCUAACGCAUUUUCAAUUUUAUUUUCUUGUUUAAUUUU
This is a messenger RNA of Polistes dominula (European paper wasp), 5068 nucleotides long. RefSeq names its product phospholipid-transporting ATPase VD. Gene Ontology annotation, cellular component: plasma membrane. Gene Ontology annotation, biological process: phospholipid translocation. NCBI's taxonomy places the organism in Eukaryota, Metazoa, Arthropoda, Insecta, Hymenoptera, Vespidae. Gene Ontology annotation, molecular function: ATPase-coupled intramembrane lipid carrier activity; ATP binding; magnesium ion binding. The record is from RefSeq and is a predicted model, not a curated record.